This is a messenger RNA of Anopheles nili, 2599 nucleotides long. It is a transcript of the gene rogdi, whose product is annotated as protein rogdi. The coding region runs from base 1 to 1218 and encodes 405 amino acids. The transcript has 5 exons. The record is from RefSeq and is a predicted model, not a curated record. NCBI's taxonomy places the organism in Eukaryota, Metazoa, Arthropoda, Insecta, Diptera, Culicidae. Gene Ontology annotation, cellular component: RAVE complex.
AUGCCGGUAAGCCUGGACGCUUGGGAGACGACGCCUGCUAUCUGCCGGGAAACGCCACGAUGCCGCGGGCUCGAAACGGACAGCAGCGGAACGAACUGGUUCACCAAACCACACUCCCGGCGGAAGGGUGGGAAAAAAGUGAAGGUAACCUUCUCGGACCAGCUUGACCCAUCGGACAGUUCCGGAAGCAGCACCGCCACCACCCCCGUAUAUUCCUCUCCGAGCCCAUCGGCAGCGGGCCAGCGGUGGCGUUAUCUGGAUAACGUGUUCGGGUCGUCCAAGGGAGCUUCAGCUGGUAGUCGAUCAGCAGGCGCGUUUGAUCGUAGCAGCAGCAUUCGGCAGAGUAAUACCAGCUUUGGAUCCGUUAGCAGUGGCCCUUACAACCGACGACCACCACCACAGCGAAAACUAGGACAGAAGAUGGCCGAUUGCGAGAAGGAGGAAGCCCUUAAUCUGCAGGUGGAAUUCGAGUGGGUGCUACACGAGGAGGUCCAUUCGGUGCUAAAGCAGUUGCACGUCAUCCUGGUGGAAUGUGCCCACCGGUUUCCGGUUCCGCUGUACGGUAACGAGGGCAAGAAGCAGGACAAAUUCGUGCUCACUACCGCCCCGGAGCAGCUGAAGUGUAUCGUCACGCUUACGGGAGAUAGCAUUACAUAUGCGGAUAUUAAUUUCAAGGUGCAGCGCCAGCAACAGCAGAUUCAGCGUACCACCAUCACGCAGGACUACCCGUGGAAGAUACAGCAAGUGCAGGACGCGGCAAACCACCUGCAGCAGGCGAUCAACCACAUCGACAACGUGGACAGUGCGUAUCAUUUCAAGACCUCCGACGAGGUGCUGCAUAUACUUGGGAACAUUCUCGGGGCGCUGCAGCGAGGCCGCACAUCACUCGUCGUCCCGCGCAAAAAACCCAUCGAUGAGCUGAUGAAGAGUCGCAACAUGAAGGCACUCUCACCGAACCUGCCCGAGGAUUUGGCGAUCAGCUUCUACAUCCAGAGUCACAAACUCAUCUUCGUCGCGUACCAGCUCACGAAUUUUCAGGGCACUAUGAAGUUCGACUCGUGGCAGGCGGAGUGCUCGGUACCGUGGCUGAACGAGGUGCUGGUGUUGUUCACCGUUGCACUGCAACUUUGCCAGCAGCUGAAGGACAAGAUAUCAGUAUUCUCGCAAUAUAAGGACUUCACCGUUGGUUCUCGUUCACCAUCGGCAUUGUCGUACUGAUGCCGGAUCCAUUCAUCCAGCGGUUGCACACCAUGCUGCCGAAUGCUGUCGUGCCCAUCGUAGGCGUUCUAACCGUCCCGUCGGUCUUGUUCAUGGUUGCCGGAAACUCUUCAUGCACAGGGCGGGAGAUACACUGAAUCUGGAUGGAUGGAUCCGUCGGCUGUAUCGAUGUGAAUUUCUUGUACGUGGCAGUUUGGGUAGUUCUUCUUAGAUUCGCGGAAAUUUCCCCCUUUCUGCGAUCGUUUGUUGAUGCGUAUACUUGAUGUUUGUUAUGAUCAAACGCUACUGUUGUUAUUGCAUUAGGCUAAGAAAUUGAAAAAAAAAAAUUGUAUAAACCUCGUUGAGGCGGCAUCGUAGAACUACCGGCUCUCACUAUAUAUUUUCCCUUUUUUAUACCUUGUGCCAUGAUUGUGAAGGGCUUGUAGUAGAGCGAAUCAUAAAAAUUGCGCGUGUCCGAUAGGGAAAAUGUGUGUAACUUCGUGAUUGGUUUCGGACGGCUUGUAACUUGGCUUCGAAUGAAUACUGAAUGGUUCAUGACAAAAACAAAAACCAUAAAUCAACAAAACUGUACUUAAAAAAAGAAAUAAUUGAUGAAUGAAAAUUGACAAACAUAAGCAAGCCAAACCAGCGUAGAAUUAGCAUGCCAAAUUUAGAAAAGUAGCGUCUCACAUCUGGAUAUCAGGCCCAGAAGCGAGAUCAAUGAUUGGCAAUCGAUAUAAUAUACACUUAAUAUGUGAUAAAGCCAAAAGCCACCCAAGAAAAAUGCGCUAUUUCAUGCAAGAAGAAAUGCCUGCCCCAAACGGUGCAUAUUUAUGCACACCGAUUGACUGAUGUUUCUGUCGUUGGACUAGCUGAAUCUCGAAGGAUAAUGUAGAACAAUUUAAAAGAAGACCGGAAAAAAACAUGCAAUGAUCAACUGUCAAGGAUAUUGCUUCAUGUUUUGCUUUUUCGAUAAAAUCGUUGUGUGGUAACAAUUAGCUAGUUAGUACCGGCAUUAGAAACUUCUGCAAACCGUUUUCAGUCAUUAAUUGUAAGCCUGGAAGACGAAUGAUGGAGAGUCGUAUUCAUGUUUUAGUUCCAAGGUAACGUUUUUGGUGUCGUUUUUUUGUCAUUUCGGUCAAUUGUGACUUGCAAUGGAUGGCAUAAUGUUUGUUGGAUGUAUUUAGAAAUUUUGUUUUUAUAUUUAUAGCGUAGCAUUUACAUUAUGUUUCCAUUUAUCCAAAUGCUGAAUGUGAUGUUCUACAUGUUUCUGAUCGGCGAAUGAGAAUAAUGAAUCCGGAUUUUAGUUGUAUCUUCGAUUACGUGAAUAAAUUUUACUUUCCUUGACGACUCGGUAAUGGUGAGUUAUGUUUCGUUUGAUUUUUUUACUGUCUUAUUCUUU